Messenger RNA from Tremella mesenterica DSM 1558, 3066 nucleotides. RefSeq lists its product as uncharacterized. The record is from RefSeq and is a predicted model, not a curated record. The coding region runs from base 1 to 3066 and encodes 1021 amino acids. Gene Ontology annotation, molecular function: endonuclease activity; RNA binding; 3'-5'-RNA exonuclease activity. NCBI's taxonomy places the organism in Eukaryota, Fungi, Basidiomycota, Tremellomycetes, Tremellales, Tremellaceae. The transcript has 15 exons. Gene Ontology annotation, cellular component: nuclear exosome (RNase complex); cytoplasmic exosome (RNase complex). Gene Ontology annotation, biological process: rRNA catabolic process.
AUGGCUUCUACCGCUCUGCCACUGGUAGGGUCAUCAAAACCUCAUCCACCCAUAACCAUCCUCAAAAGAGCCAGGACGGAUCAACCUUUAUCGUUGACGAAAUUCGCUAAGAAGACUGCGAAAGGGAGGGUGUUGAGUGUCCUUCGUGAACGUUACGUCAGAGAUGAUAUCCCAUGCGGUUUCUCAUCUUGUCAAUCAUGUUCUCCAUUCCCAAACCAACGUCCCGUCUUACCUCUCAAAGGUUAUUUAGGUCAUACAACUUUGACAUCAACCUGUGGUCAUUAUUUAGUCAUCGAUACGAAUAUAGUUCUACAUCAGAUGGAUCUCCUAGCUAGUCUUCCUAAUGAAUUACCAAUAAUCUUACCAUCAACUACGAUCCGUGAAACUAGACAUAGAUCUUUACCACUCUAUAACCGAUUACAACAGUUGAUUCAGGAUGAAAGUAAAUGUGUUUGGGUUUGGUGGAAUGAAGAAAGAAGAGAAACUGCUACUUAUCAAGAUGAGGUAGAAGGGAAGGGAGAAAGUGUUAAUGAUAGGAAUGAUCGUGCUAUAAGGAAAACCCUUCAUUUCUACACUGAUCAUCUCAAAUCUUCCGUAAAUUCUCCACCUCUUUUAGUCCUGCUAAGUGACGAUAAACGUAAUCGAGAAAUAGCACAAGAAGAGGGAUUGGUAGCUAUCUCCACUAAAGAUUAUGUGGAUGGAUUGAAUAUCCAAGAGAGGGAGAAAUUGGUAGAUCUGGUCGUUGGAGGUGUGGAAGAAUUACAAUCUGGAGAACAGAGAGGGAAGAAGAUAUACGAUGAUUACCUACCACAAGACGUGUUGGUGGCUGGCGUAAAGACCGGACGGUAUCAUCAGGGACAUUUCAGUGCUAAUGCUUAUAAUUAUCUGGAGGGCACUGUAAACGUACCAGGUCUAGACAAACCAGUAUUGUUAGUGGGAAGGGAGAACAUGAAUAGAUCCGUUCAAGGAGACGUGGUGGUAAUUGAGAUCUUCCCUAAGUCUCAAUGGAAAGCUCCUGGAAGUGAAGUCUUGGAUCAAGAUGACGCAUUGAAGAAUGACGAUGCGGAAGACGAUGAAGGUGCUGGUCUUCCAGAUGAAGAGAAGAAAGAAGAAGAAGAAGAGAAGAUGGAUGUGGAGGAAAGUACUAAGAGGAAACCAAAAGAUGUGCUACCUACUGGGAAGGUGGUAGGUGUUAUCAAGAGGAACUGGAGGGCCUACGUAUGUCAUAUAGAUCGUUCUUCCCUAUCUGCAUCGUCUCUAACAUCUCUUUCUCAACAAACAAUAUUCGCAACACCUCUAUCACGUACAUUACCACGUAUACGUCUACGUACCCGACAAGCACCAUCGUUACUAGAUCAAAAAAUCCUAGUUACAAUCGAUUCAUGGUCUAUUAACUCUCGUUAUCCUGAUGGUCAUUUCGUUAGAUCGUUAGGAAAAGUAGAAAGUAAAGAAGCAGAACAAGAAAGUUUGUUAUUAGAAUAUGAAGUACCAUAUAGACCUUUUGGGAAAGCUAUCUUGGAUUGUUUACCUUUAGAAGGAGAGGAUUGGAAAGUACCUUCAAAAGAAGAAGGGGAUGUUAUAUGGAGGGAUAGAGAAGAUUUAAGAGAUUUGAUCGUUUGUAGUAUCGAUCCUCCUGCUUGUCAGGAUAUAGAUGAUGCCCUUCAUGCGAGAGAAUUACCAAAUGGGAAUAUCGAAGCUGGUGUUCAUAUCGCAGACGUAUCCCACUUUGUACUCCCUGACAAUCCAAUGGACUCAGAGGCAGCUGCGAGAGGCACAACUGUUUAUUUGGUGGAUAAACGAAUCGACAUGUUACCAGCUCUGUUAGGAACUAAUUUAUGUUCUUUGAGACCUUUUGUGGAACGGUUGGCUUUUUCUGUGAUUUGGGAACUCACACCGGAAGCCGAUAUUGUGAAUGCCAGAUUCACCAAGAGUGUUAUUUCCAGUAAAGAGGCUUUCACCUAUGAAGCUGCUCAAAACCGAAAAGAUGAUCUAUCACUCAAUGACCCCCUCACUCAAUCAAUCCGUCUUCUCAAUUCCCUAGCUAUCAAACUCAAAUCAAAACGUAUGAAAGCAGGUGCCUUAUCACUCUCUUCACCCGAACUUAAAAUACAUCUCGAUUCUUCCGAAUCGGCUGAACCUAUCGACGUGGAACAAAAACAUCAAAGAGAAACUAAUUCUCUAGUUGAGGAAUUCAUGUUAUUAGCCAAUAUUUCAGUAGCAAGUAAAAUACAAGAAACUUUUCCAGGUACUGCUGUUUUAAGAAGACAUUCACCACCACCUAAAACGAAUUUCGAAGCUUUACAAGAUGUGUUGACGAAAAGGAAAAAUAUGGGUUUGGACGUUAGUAGUUCUGGAGCUUUGGCGAGAUCUUUAGAUGCUUGUGUGGAUCCCAAUGAACCGGAAUUUAAUACCCUGGUUCGAAUCAUGGCUACUAGAUGUAUGUUAGCAGCGGAAUAUUUUUGUUCUGGUAGUGUUACAAAAGAAUCCUAUGGACAUUAUGGAUUAGCUUCAAAGAUUUAUACGCAUUUCACUUCCCCGAUCCGUCGGUAUGCAGACGUCCUGGCUCAUCGACAACUCGCAGCAGCUAUAGGAUAUUCUCCUCUUCAUCCUUCCCUUCAAUCCAAAGCACACGUGGAAAGAGUUCUCACUGUUGUCAACCGACGUCAUCGGUUGGCGCAAAUGGCAGGUAGGGCGAGUGUGGAAUUUUACGUCGGAUUAGCUUUGAAAGCUCGUGGAAUGGCCAAAGGUCAGGGUGAAGAGGGAGAAAAUGGUUGGACAAGAGAAGAAGGGUAUGUCAUAAGGGUUUUUAAGAAUGGUUUAGCUGUGUUUGUUUCUUCACUCGGUCUAGAAGGACUUAUCACCUUGGACAAAGAUACACAUACAUUCAACCCUGAAGAAUAUUCACUUUCUUUCCCCUCUUCCUCCCAGACCGGUCAGAUGUCAGAAAUAGAGGUCGCGGUGUUCGACAAGGUCGUAGUUGACGUCGGUAUCGAAAAAGACGUUAAUACACAACGUGGAAAGGUCAAGAUGGUACUCGUGAAACCUAUCAGUUCGAUUGGGUUGUGA